AGACUAUUUUAAUUCGAGCACAAAGUUGGUGUGUCGAAAUUUUUGUCAAAAUUAUAAGUUUUUUAUUCGAUAUAAAAAAAUUUUUCGAAGAAAGUUGUUUCUAAAUUUAACAGCGGUCCACAAUGUGUCACCCAAUGCCCCAAGCGAUAUGCCAGCUGAGAAAUACGCCGCUCUCUGGCGACAGGGUUCUGGACGAGCAGAUAAAGAAUUGGGUUAAAUGGGAUCAUAAUGCAGAUACUUUAUGUCAAAUCAUGGAUGCUGUGAAGAACGAAGAGUGGGAUGUUCUGCGGUGUCGUCUGUGUAGACGCAUUACAUUCGGUACAGCAGGAUUGAGAGCGGUAAUGCGAGCAGGAUUCGACUCCAUGAAUGAAUUAGUCAUCAUUCAGUCUUCGCAAGGUCUCUGUGAGUAUUUGAAGGAGCAGUAUCCAGAUGAGUCUGUGUGGUCCGAUCGAGGCGUAGUCAUUGGAUUCGAUGGACGAUACAAUAGUCAGCGCUUCGCAGAAUUGACGGCCAUUACUUUUCUAAGCAACAAUUUCAGAGUGUAUCUCUUCAAGUGUUAUGUUCCCACACCAUUUAUACCCUACUCAAUUAUACGACUCAAUUGCUUAGCUGGUGUUAUGGUGACGGCAUCCCACAAUCCCAAGCAGGAUAAUGGCUAUAAAAUUUAUUGGACAAAUGGUGCCCAGAUCGUAGCGCCACAUGACGAGGCCAUCAAUCACGCUAUACUCGACAAUUUGAAGCCAAAAGAAGAUGCCUGGGACGAGACGGUCUUGUGUUCUAAUGACUUGCUGUGUGAUCCAUAUAAUGACGUUGUUCCAGCGUAUUUUGAUGCCCUCAAAAAAGAGAUGUCCUGCACACUUCUUGAAGCGAAUGGAAAAUGUCAGUUGAGUUUUACCUAUACAGCGAUGCACGGUGUCGGAUAUCCAUACAUAAAGCUCGCGUUUCCCAAGAUCGGUCUUAAGCCAGUUAUACCUGUACGUGAACAGAUUGAUCCAGAUCCAGAAUUCAGUACAACGCCAAGUCCGAAUCCAGAGGAAGGUAAAACAGCAAUGGCAUUGUCUAUAAAAACGGCAACUUGCAAAAAAACUCCCAUCAUAUUGGCGAAUGAUCCGGAUGCCGAUCGUCUGGGGGUUGGAGAGAUUGGGGACGACAAUCAGUACAAACUAUUUACCGGAAAUGAGAUGGGUGCUCUUCUCGGAUGGUGGUCAUUGGAGAGCUACAAACUAAGCAAUGAAACUUCCGACGUAUCCAACUGUGCUAUGGUCGCCAGCACGGUUAGUUCAAAGCUCUUAAAGUGUAUGGCUGAAAUGGAAGGGUUCUCAUUCUACGAAACAUUGACGGGUUUCAAGUGGAUCUGCAACAAAGUGAUCGAACAACGUGAUGCAGGAAAGCAUGUGCUUUUCGCGUUUGAAGAGUCUAUCGGCUACAUGGUUUCGACGAAUGUGCUCGACAAGGAUGGUAUCAGUGCAGCGGCUCAUGUGGCUACCAUGGCUUGUUACUUGCGCUGUAAAAAGUGUAUGUCCUUGCAGGAGAAACUGCGAGAUUUAUACGAAAAAUACGGAUUUCACACAAGCAUCGUUUCAUAUGUUAUUUGUCGCGAUAAAUCGCUAAUUAAGAAGAUAUUCGAGCGCCUGCGUAACUUCGAUGAAGACCAAGAGAACACAUAUCCCACAAGCAUUAUGGAUGGAGAAUACGAGAUUGAAAACGUGCGUGAUUUGACCACAGGCUACGACAGCAGUACGUCAGAUAAGAAGGCAACUCUACCGGUUGAUGAAAACAUUCAGAUGAUCACGUUUACUUUCAAGAAUGGUUUUGUAAUCACGUUGCGCACGAGUGGAACGGAGCCUAAGAUGAAGUACUAUGCUGAGAUGUGUGGAAAGCCGGAGGAUAAAAGAUGGGACGAACUCAUAAAAUUAACACAACGCAUGACCGAUGCUGCUGUCAAUGAGUUCUAUGAGCCUGAAAAGAAUGGAUUGCAACGAAAACCAGUGGAUUAAUUUAAAAAUUUGCAGUUUUAUUUUGAACAUUAUUUAACCAUAGGCAUGCAACACAUUUUUGGUUAUAUUAACUUCAAAAUGAGUUCAGAAAUAUAGAUUAAUUUCUUUUGAGUUGUAAUUUGAAUACACAUUUAUUAUAAUAACAUAUAAAAAUAA
Drosophila nasuta is the source of this 2153-nucleotide messenger RNA. Its product is annotated as glucose 1,6-bisphosphate synthase-like. Gene Ontology annotation, cellular component: nucleus. The transcript is spliced from 3 exons. The coding region runs from base 123 to 1997 and encodes 624 amino acids. Gene Ontology annotation, molecular function: magnesium ion binding; phosphopentomutase activity. Lineage: Eukaryota; Metazoa; Arthropoda; Insecta; Diptera; Drosophilidae. Gene Ontology annotation, biological process: purine ribonucleoside salvage; carbohydrate metabolic process. The record is from RefSeq and is a predicted model, not a curated record.